AUGUGCAACUCAAACUGUUUAAUUAUUUUGCUACUUUGCUGUGUCCUGAUUAAAGCCCACUUAAUUACAAAGUUCCGUGAAAAACAAGCCUAUAAAAAUGUAAAUUUCUAUAAGGAAUUUUUAAAGGAAAUCAAAAAGCAACAAAACUAUGAUGGUCUAAUUGUGGUGCAACAGACAAUGAUACAAGAUCCAAGAGUGCAAAUGAUAUAUUCUUUGGAGGAGCCUAAAUUCAUAAUUGAAAAUCAAACUAGUUUCUAUUACAAGGAACAAUACAACAGUGAGAUAAUGGCAGUGGUAGUAAUGCAGUAUAAAUUUCAUAGCAAGUUGUGGCAACUUUUUGCCAGCACCCUGAAUGGCAUGCGUCAAGUAAGAGUUUUAGUGAUUUGUGUAGACAUUGGCAAUUUACAACAGCUCCAGCAGGAUGUUUUAAUGGAAUGUGAGAAAUUUAAAUUCACCAAUGUUCUAUUGCAUUUUAUAAAUUCAUCUACUUCUGAGGAGCCACCUCUGGCAUAUUUGCAAAUGCUGCCCUAUCCAAUGUAUCACUUAAAACAGAAACGUAUUGGUCAGGAUAAAGAACAAUACUUUCCCACACAUUGGCUGAAUAUGCAGGGAAAAACAUUAUUGACUCUACCCGAUCAAAAUGUGCCACGCUCAAUGAUGUACCGAGAUGCUAAAGAUCAAAUACAGUUCAGUGGUUUUGCUGCCAAACUGGUUCUAUUAUUUGCUGAAGUGUUUAAUGCCACUUUAGAGAUGCCCUUUCUGCCAAAGUUUAAGGAAGUCAUGCAUUUUAGUGUGCUCUUUAACAUGACCAAACAUGGUGAGUUGGAUAUACCCAUGAGUGAGUAUCCAGUGUUUAGUGGUCGUGUACUGAAACAUCUGUCUUACAUAACGGAAGUCAGUAAAUGGAUGGUCAUGAUACCCUGUGCCAGUAGAAUGAAAAUUAGUCAAGUAUACGAGGUGCUGUUAACUCCUGACUUAUUUUCUGUAAUAUUAAUCUUCACUAUAACAUUUUCUCUGGUCCACACGAUUAUAGAGAAGCUAUUCUAUAAUCGAAUGAUUUGGCUAAAUGUGUUAAUGAGCGAUAAAGUUAUUCCGGGCAUAUUGGGUCAAUCGUUUGCUUUGAAAACUUCGCGUUUAAUAAGUCUUCGUUUAAUUUACAUAUUGCUUUUUGUUAUGGGCCUCUACAACAGCACUAUAUUUUCGGCUUAUUUGCAAACUUUCAUCACCAGUCCUCCGUAUCAGCGGUCCAUAACUUCAUUUGAUGACUUGCGUUCAAAGGGAAAGAAAAUACUUUUAAACAGACUGGACAUAAUAAAUAUGGAGGGCAACGGUUACCAGGUCAUCAAGCAUAUGGAAGGCACCAUUGAGUACACCGACAAUGCAACAUUGUACAGUGAAUAUCGAAAAAACUUCAACACAACUUAUGGUUAUGCCGUCACUACGACUCUUUGGCAAAUAUUUUCAAAUAUCCAACAAUAUUACGCGGACAAGGUAUUUUGCGUUACUCAAGACUUGAGUAUACGCGAUGUAAUACCAUUUGGUGUACCACUGGGGGAACAUUCACCUUUAAAAGAGCCCCUGAAUUAUGUUAUACAUAAAAUGCAUGCUGCUGGUCUACUACAUGCUUGGCGAUUUCAGGUCUACAAUGAUCUACUCAAUUUGAAAAUGAUCACUCUACGUGACUCGAGCAGAAUUAAGACGUAUGAUGAUUUAACGGAAGGCGAUUUAUUAAUAGUUUGGUUGAUUUUAAUAGUCGGUUUAUUGGUUAGUUUGAUGGUGUUCUUUGUGGAAAUAAUAGUUAAUUGCUGCAUGGAGUAUUUCCAAAAAAAGAAAGUACUGAUUACUUAA
Calliphora vicina (urban bluebottle blowfly) is the source of this 1848-nucleotide messenger RNA. RefSeq lists its product as uncharacterized. NCBI's taxonomy places the organism in Eukaryota, Metazoa, Arthropoda, Insecta, Diptera, Calliphoridae. The coding region runs from base 1 to 1848 and encodes 615 amino acids. The transcript has a single exon. The record is from RefSeq and is a predicted model, not a curated record.